Mytilus trossulus (common blue mussel) is the source of this 1027-nucleotide messenger RNA. RefSeq names its product keratin, type I cytoskeletal 9-like. Bases 70 to 633 code for a protein of 187 amino acids. The record is from RefSeq and is a predicted model, not a curated record. The transcript is spliced from 3 exons. NCBI's taxonomy places the organism in Eukaryota, Metazoa, Mollusca, Bivalvia, Mytilida, Mytilidae.
UAAUAAACCACCUAUAUAAAACACCUUUCACAUUAUCUUCACCAAUAAGAAAAAACUAACCACAAAAAAAUGAGAUUCAUCCUUGCUGUCGUCGCUACUGUUGUCCUAGCCGCUGUUGUAUCAGCAGGAGGAUAUGGUAAAGGACAUGGAGGAUACCACGGAUUUGGCGGAAAAGGAUAUGGUGGACAUGGUGGUGGAUACGGAGGAUAUGGUGGUGGAUACGGAGGACACUCUGUAGGUUAUGGUGGUGGAUACGGUGGAAGUAUUGGAGGACAUGGUGGAAGUAUCGGAGGAUAUUCUGGUGGAUAUGGAGGAAGCAUUGGAGGUUAUCAUGGUGGAUUAGGUGGAUCUUAUGGUGGAUUAGGUGGAUCUUACGGUGGAAUGAGUGGAUCUUAUGGAGGUUUAGGUGGAUCCUAUGGUGGAUCUUAUGGUGGAUUAGGUGGAUCUUAUGGUGGAUUAGGUGGAUCCUAUGGUGGUAUGAGUGGAUCUUAUGGUGGAGUAGGUGGAUCUUAUGGUGGUAUGAGUGGAUCUUAUGGUGGUAUGAGUGGAUCUUAUGGUGGAUUGGGUGGAUCGUACGGUCAAGCAAGUGGUUCCUACUACCCAUCUGGUGGAAUAUCCAAAGGAAUUUAUUAAAUGACUUUUAAACAGCACUUUAUAAAUCAUAUCAUCAAACAAAGUGAGAUGUCCACCCUUUGUUUCAUAGGGAUAAAAUAAUUUUAAUCUUUUAGAGACGUAAACAUAAAUUGAAACGGAUCAAACUUUAUAUAUAAAUACAGUGUGCUUUAAAAAAGUAUUCAUGUUCUUUUAAGUGGUUUUAGGUUUUGAUAGUUGUUUCAUCCACGGUCAAUUGAAUACCGAAAACAAAGUGACUCAAAGUCCGUUAACUUUAAUUAAGUCAGAAUUGUGUAUUUAUUGAAAAAUGUUUUUUUUUUUUAUUGUUGCAUUACUUAUGAAGAAUAUUUAAAGAGAAUAAAGAAUGACAUAUCAAAUAUUCGAUGAAGAGUAAAUAAAUGUUGUUUUUGUUUGC